CUUCCACAAAAUUCUUAUCCUCCAGACCUGCCUUACCACUUUACCAGUACCACACCUUCCGCCACUGUGACGCCAUUAUCCGCCGAAUCUCGCCGUUUCAACGCACUACUUCAUCGUCGUUUUCACGCACUAGUAUGAUGCCACCUUCCGCCUUUCUAAUUCCGGCACUUCAUCAGAUUGAUCUGAUUGUCUUCAUCGUGUAGGUUUGUCAUCAUCGUCUAGACAAAAUUCAGGUGAGUAAACUGUGUAAAAAUGAGUAGUCAACAUGAAGUUGAACACCAGCAAGAGUGUAAUGAGAAAAUGAUCAUAUUCAAGGUGUUUCUACAAAUGUUGAUGAGAGUGUCAAUGACACCAAUGUGCAACCAGGAGAUGGAAAUGUUAAUGAAGAAGAUUAUGCUACCAACUUUCAAAGAAAGAAGCGAAAGAAAGUAUCAAAAGUUCAUCAGGAUUUUGAAGAUGUCAUUCUAACAGGUGGAGUGAAAAAAUCCAAAUGCAUUCAUUGUGGGAAACUACUCUGUACGAAUUCUUCGAGCACAACAUCUCACCUUAAGAAUCAUUUGGCAAGGUGUUUACAAAGCCAGGUUCACCAAAAAAACCAACAAACCUUGCAACUCCAACCAAAAACAUCUACCUUUGAGAUGAAGCCGCUUUGUGAUGGUAAGUACGAUCAUAUGAAGCAAAGAGAAGCCAUUGCCCAUUGGAUUUUAACAACAGAGCAGCCCUUAAAUGUUGUGGAGAGCCCAUUCUUUACUUUCAUGUUUAAAAUCAAUCAACCACAAUAUGAAAAGAUUUCACGAGCCUCUGCAAGGAGUGAUGUUAUUAGUGUUUAUGAGCUAGAGAGGAAGAAAAUACAGCUGGCCUUAACAAGUAUUAAAAAUAUUUCCUUGACUACUGAUGUUUGGAAAUCCAAAGUUCAGAAGAUUUCCUAUAUGUGUGUUACGGGGCAUUAUGUUGAUGCGAAUUGGGAUCUUCAAAAACUUCUGCUCAAUUUUAUACCUCUCCCUCCUCCUCACACUGGUCUGGACAUCAUUGAUAAGCUUAUGAAGUGCACAAAAGAGUGGGGAAUAGAACAAAAGGUUUAUACAAUUUCAGUGCACAACGCAUCAAAUAACGAUGUUGCCAUUAAUGUUGCUAUAGACACAUUCUCUCGGAAUGAUUUGUUACCUUUGGGAGGUAUGUUAUUCCAUGUCCGAUGCACUGCUCAUAUUUUGAACCUAAUUGUGCAAGAUGGAAUUAAAGAAAUUGAAGGUAUUGUUCUGAAAGUAAGGAAGAGUGUGCGGCUCAUUAGUCAAUCCGAGGCGAGAUUGAUUAAGUUCUCACAGAUUGUACAUCAAUUGGGACUUCCUUCAAAACGGUUGAUUAUUGAUUGUGCUACUAGGUGGAAUUCUACUUAUGAGAUGUUACUUUUAGCUCUCAAGGUGAAACAUGCAUUCCCAAUAUUCAAACAAAUGGAGCCUUUGAUUGGGUCUUAGUGAGUGAGGUUGUUAACAUUUUUGAUGUUUUUUACGAAGCUACUCAUGUUUUUUAACUUAAAAAUACAUGCUUUCUGCUUCUAAAUUAUGACUUCUAUUUUUACAUUACUAACCACACUCACAAACACCCUCUAGUCUCUAAUUUCAAAGGUAGUAGUAUACUAACGUGUGUCACGCACAGGACCAAACAAAAUUUUUGUUGAUUA
Cuscuta campestris is the source of this 1678-nucleotide messenger RNA. NCBI's taxonomy places the organism in Eukaryota, Viridiplantae, Streptophyta, Magnoliopsida, Solanales, Convolvulaceae. The record is from the annotation of a GenBank genome assembly.